CUCGAUCGAGGCGUUCCGUCCCGGCCAAUGGGGAGGCGGCGCUGUCGUUUAACCCCUGGCCUGGCGGAGCGGCAGGGAACGCGGAGCAGGAAGCGCUGAAGUGAGGGGCUGGGGAGCCCGGCCGCCGCCGCCGCCCUCUCCCCGCUGUGGGCAGCAGCCACCGGGAAGCGAGGCCUGUGGGGAAGCGAGAGGCGCCUCUCGUCGCUGCGGCCACGGUCUCCGCUUCCCCUGGCCGCUGAGGGAAGCAGCCCGCGCGGCAGCGAAGGAGGCUGGGAGCGACGGAGGCUGAGGAACCGCUCCGGAGAUGAUGCCGUGGAACAGCUUCAAUAGGAGAGACUGAGGGAACUCCACAUCAAUAUACCCCAGUGCCUAGGACACUCCCCUAAGAGGUGGCAGACCCAUUUUCAAAUCCCUUUCUCCCCUCAGGGAAACUGAGGGUCUCCCAUAUCCCCGAUGAUAUUAACUGUGUUCUUGAGCAACAAUGAACAGAUUUUGACAGAAGUUCCAAUUACACCAGAAACAACCUGUCGAGAUGUUGUGGAGUUCUGCAAAGAACCCGGCGAAGGAAGCUGCCAUCUGGCUGAAGUGUGGCGUGGAAAUGAACGCCCUAUACCCUUUGAUCACAUGAUGUAUGACCAUUUACAGAAGUGGGGACCCCGUAGGGAAGAAGUGAAAUUUUUUCUUCGGCAUGAGGAAUCUCCAGCUGAAAACAAUGAACAGAGUGGGCAUCAGACCCAAAAUCAAAGAAAUGGAAUAAAUAUACCUGUGGAGAAACGUACAGAGAAUGGGGUUGGGAAUCCACGUGUUGAACUCACGCUUUCAGAACUUCAAGAUAUGGCUGCCAGACAACAGCAGCAGAUUGAAAACCAACAGCAAAUGUUGGUUGCUAAGGAACAACGUUUACGUUAUCUGAAGCAGCAAGAACGCCGUCAGCAGCAGUCUAUUUCUGAGAGUGAAAAGCUUCAAAAACUUAAAGAACGGGUGGAGACCCAGGAGUCAAAGCUGAAAAAAAUACGUGCCAUGAGAGGACAAGUGGACUACAGCAAGAUAAUGAAUGGCAAUCUGUCUACUGAAAUUGAGCAUAUCAGUGCCAUGUUCCAGGAGAAGCAGCAGGAGUUACAAGCAGCAGUGUUAAAAGUGGAUCAGUUAACUCAGCAAUUGGAGGACUUAAGGAAAGGGAAAUUGAAUGGAUUCCAGUCUUAUAAUGGACAGAUGACAGGACCUGCUGCUGUAGAAUUAAAAAAGUUGUACCAAGAACUACAGAUUCGUAAUAGGCUUAACCAGGAGCAGAACUCCAAGCUUCAGCAGCAGAAAGAACUUUUAAACAAACGUAACAUGGAGGUGGCUAUGAUGGACAAGCGUAUAAAUGAGCUGCGUGAGCGACUAUACAAGAAAAAAGUUGAGGCACGUCAAAAAGAAAACAUUCCUUUAAAUCGUAUUAAUGGAACAUCAUCGCCCCAAUCAUCUCUGAGUGCUUCAGGAAGAGUAGCAGCAGUGGGGCCUUACAUCCAAGUUCCUAGUGCUGGCAGUUAUGCUGUACCAGUAGACCCAGUGAAACCACAGUCUCUCACCAUCGCUUCCACUGCGACUCAUGGGAGAUCAAAAUCUGAGACAGAUUAUGGGUGUGUGAAAAAAUCUCCAGGAACCUGGAAGAUUUCUGAUUUAGACAUAAUAGUGGAUCCUAUUCUGUCACCUCCCACUUCCUCUCUUCAGUCUGCUGUUCAAAGUGUCAUCCUCCUGGCACCUACUCUGUCUGACACCCUGCACUCUAAUGAUGGAAACUGGCCAACGCUUAAACAGAGUUCAACCCCUGUGGUAAAACCACCUCAAAUCUCCAAUGCAGACUGGAAGGAAUCAAGCAUGGAUACUGCUUUAAAACAAGGAACUGUAUCCAGUCAACCUUUGCCAUCUUCAGUAUUAGGAAGUACUGAUAAGCUGGGCCUUGAUAUGGGGAAAGUGCCACCUACUAUCCCUGGUGUAAGUAAGCAGUUGCCUCAAAACUAUGGAACCUAUCCAAGCUCUGUUCCUUUAGGAACAGGUUCUACAAAUUCACUGGAAAGGCGGAAGGAUGGCAGCCUACCAAGACCUGGCUCCAGUAUAACAAAUCGGCAAAGACCUAUUCCAUUACCACCAUCGAGCAAUAUACAUCAGCCUAGUUCCUCACAACAGAUACAACAGAGAAUUUCUGUACCUCCUAGCCCUUCUUAUCAACCUUCUGGUCCCUCCUUAUUUCCUGGCGGAGAUGGCAGGCCUGAGCUCCCUUUAACUGUGGCUAUCAGGCCUUUUCUAGCUGAUAAAGGAUCAAGGCCUCAGUCUCCAAGAAAAGGACCUCAAACAGUGAACUCCAGUUCCAUCUACUCAAUGUAUCUUCAGCAAGCAACACCACCAAAGAACUAUCAACAGGCUGUAUACAAUACCCUAAAUAAAUCAGUAAAAGCAGUUUAUGGAAAACCUGUUCUACAGUCUGGUUCAACUUCUCCAUCACCUUUACCAUUCCUUCAUGGAUCUUUGCCCGCCCACACAUCACAGCCACAAUCUCAGCCUCAGAUUGAGUUCACUGAAAAAGAUCAAGAGCUGGAAAACAUUCCACCAUCAGGUGAAAAUAGCAAUGUGGAAAACAUUCCUCGCCCUCUCAGUCCUACUAAGCUUACACCUAUUGUGCAUUCACCCCUACGAUAUCAAAGUGAUGCUGAUCUUGAAGCUCUUAGAAGAAAAUUAGCCAAUGCUCCUAGGCCAUUAAAGAAGCGUAGCUCUAUCACUGAACCUGAAGGGCCCAGUGGACCAAAUAUACAGAAGCUGUUAUAUCAGCGCUUUAAUACACUUGCUGGAGGAAUAGAAAGUGCUCCUUUUUAUCAACCAAGCAACCCACAGGACUUUAUAGGCAGCUUAGCAGAUGUUGAUAAUGGAAACACUAGCACCAAUGGCAAUGUUGAAGAACCUAUUUCUGUGCAACCCACGGUUGCUCUUCCUGAUGAACCUCCUCCUUCAUCAGAUGCCAAUGAUAAUGAAUUACCUUCUCCUGCCACUGAGGAACUGAUUAGCAUUGAAACCACUAACCAAACCUCUGAGACAACUGAAGACAAUAAUAACAAUCCUGCUGUAGUCCCUUCCACUGAACAGUCACCCAGUCCCAUACCUGAGGUCAGCUCCCCAAUAGAAGAUGAAGUUCCUGUGCCACCAGCUGUUCCUCCUCCACUUCCUCCAACUAAACGUACCAACCUGAAGAAACCUAACUCUGAACGAACUGGUCACGGUUUGAGGGUAAAGUUCAACCCUUUAGCUCUCCUGCUUGAUGCUUCUUUGGAGGGAGAAUUUGAUCUGGUACAGAGGAUCAUUUAUGAGGUUGAUGAUCCCAGCAAACCCAAUGAUGAAGGAAUUACCCCUUUGCAUAAUGCAGUGUGUGCUGGUCAUCACCACAUUGUAAAGUUCCUGCUUGAUUUUGGUGUUAAUGUGAAUGCAGCAGACAGUGAUGGAUGGACGCCUUUGCAUUGUGCAGCUUCUUGCAAUAGUGUUCAUCUCUGUAAACUACUUGUAGAAUCCGGAGCAGCAAUUUUUGCUUCAACUAUAAGUGAUAUAGAAACUGCUGCAGACAAGUGUGAGGAGAUGGAGGAGGGUUAUAUUCAGUGUUCCCAGUUCUUGUACGGAGUACAGGAGAAGUUGGGAGUCAUGAACAAAGGAGUAGUGUAUGCUCUGUGGGAUUAUGAAGCCCAGAAUAAUGAUGAGUUGUCAUUCCAUGAAGGAGAUGCCAUUACUAUCCUGAGACGCAAGGAUGAUAAUGAAACAGAAUGGUGGUGGGCUCGACUCAAUGAUAAAGAAGGCUAUGUGCCUAAAAAUCUUUUGGGGCUAUAUCCAAGAAUAAAGCCUAGGCAGCGAACCCUUGCUUGAAUUCAGUUGUUUGGCAGUGUAAUACGUGGCUGGUAACUGGAAGCUUAAACCCACACUGGAGUCAUCCUUUUCUAUCACAUUUCAACUGGAGAAAUAAAAUUAUAAUCUUUGUUUUUAAAUGGUGCUCUCUCUUGUUAGUGGACAGCAGUCAAGGAUUUAAAAAUCUGCAGUUUGUAAAUGAAGAUAAUUCCAUGUAACCAAUCACUGACUGGGAGAGGUACUUGCAGUCUACAGUAUUUUGUCAACUCUACUCUAAAUACCAAAAAUAUUCUUAUAGAAGAGUCCACAGGUGGAGGUUUGUGUUAAAUAUUCACAAAUGUCAUUUCCAAAUUGCAGAUGUGCUGUCCAGUCUGUUCUAGUCCUACAAUAACUGUCCCAUGUGUCAAGAUUUUGGAUAUAUUUUGACACCAUUGAAUGUUGUUUACUCAUUACUGACUGUGUGCUACAGAGAAGACUUUCACAUGCUAAGUGCAUAAGCAGUAACCAAGGCGCGCGCGCUCUCUCUCUCUCUCUAUAUAUAUAUACACACACACACACACAUUCUAGGAUUUAGAAAUAGAACAUUAGUUAACAUAUCUUUAAGUCCUAGUCUAAGGCCUGCUCUACACAUAAGACUUAAGUCAACCUAGCUACAUUGCUCAGGGCUGUGAACAAUUUUACAUCCUGUAUGACAGUUAGAUUGACCUGACCCCUACCAUACAUGCAGCUAUUGCAUGAGGUAGUUUACCUACAGCAAUGGAAAAACCCCUUCCCUCACUGGAGGAAGCAUCAUGCUACAGCAGCACAGCUGCAGUGUAAAGAUACCCUUUACAAAGCUCAAACAGAAGCUUUAGAGAUGCUAGGAUCUAGAUUUUGUUUGCAUUUAAAUGACAAGCUAAAAGAAUCAAAACUAGUGUUUGUAUACUUCUCAAAAUCCCUACACUAAUUAACUUGUUCAUUUUCUUGGUAUUCAGCUUAUUACACGAGUUUUACCUCUACUAAUUUAAGUUACAGGUCCCACUCCCACUAACCUGUGAACUUGUCUGUUUGGAACAAAAGAACAGAUAACAGUGGAUUUGCAGUCAGAUUAAAGGAUUUGUAUGUUUGCAUGGAUGAAAGUGCAAUAGUUGAGAAGGGUAAGAGUCUGAUAAGCUAAGAGGUACACUAACUUGAAGUCUGCCUGAGUAGUUGAAGGACUAAAAAGUGGAGAGCUAGUUGUACUAAUAUUGAGAGUCAAUGACAGGAAGGAGAAACAAGGAGUUCGAGAAGGAUUUGAGAAUGGCAAUAAUUUGCUAUUUUGGUAAGGACAGUUUCUGUGGUUCUUGGCAGCCCUACACCUAUUGCCAGGGUGAGUUAUGCAAUAACUUUUCCACUACAUUGUAGUUUCAAGCAAAAAAAAAAAAGCGCAAAGCACUUCACUGGAGUUAAUUGUACAUGGUUUUAUAUACCAGAAAUAUAUUUUGAAUUUCUCAUAAGUUGUAGCCAUGUGUUUUGCAUUUUUUUCUUCCAUUAAAGUGUAGGCCAGUUGGCUUAACUCAUGUACAAGUCUUGUGUAUAAUUUAUAUAGCAUUUAUGCAGCGCUGUAAUUUGCUUUUACCACCAUUUAACAUUAAUUGUAUAUACUGUGGUGAUGAAACGUGAAAGGAUAUUAAAGAACAUUUGGUACAUGAAUGUGACAAUUUCAAGAGCCUAUGAUGCACAUUUUCAUGUUCUCUGGAUUAGUGUAUAAUAAAAUACUGCUAAGGCA
Caretta caretta (loggerhead turtle) is the source of this 5611-nucleotide messenger RNA. The record is from RefSeq and is a predicted model, not a curated record. NCBI's taxonomy places the organism in Eukaryota, Metazoa, Chordata, Testudines, Cheloniidae.